AGUUUUGCAUGAGAUGACUUCAGCUUUUAACACGAGUGAUCUGUCCCAGCCCUGCAAGCGUGUUUAACCAUUCUUGUCUGUUCCCACUGACAAUUACCCAGAGGAAUGUGGCCCCAAUGUUGUAAAAAGUCCAAUUUCUUCAUUCUAAUUUAAAUAGCUGAACUUUUGAAAGAAUAGAGACAGAUAAAGGAAAUAAAAUGAGCUAUUAAAGAUCCUAUUUCUUUUAGGCAUGCUUUGAAUAUGCAUUAACAACCUGAUGCUCAUGUAUGCUUUGGACUAAGCCCUUUGACUUGCAAGUAAGCAUGCAAAGGAUUGCAGCCCUGAAUUCUACUCUCAGUAAAGAAAGAUCACUUGAUUUCUUGAAUCAAAAAGGAAAGUUAAGGGGAGAAAUGGCCACAGAGGAAGGUCAACCCCUGCUGGGUUCCAAGGAGCAAAAGAAGCAUUGGCAGUUACCUACUGAACAACGUUCUGUCACAGACAACUAUCUAAGGUAAAUGUUUCCAUAACCUUAUGGAGAGAAAGGACUUUGAAGCAUGGCUUGAUAAUCUUUCUGUUACGUUUCUCUCUCUGACGGACUUGCAGAAAAAUGAGGCGUUGGAUCACCUGAUUGGCUUGAGCGGGGCUGUUCAGCUCAAGCAUCUCUCCAAUAACCUAGAGGCGCUUCUCAAACGGGACUUCCUCAAACUCCUCCCGCUGGAACUGAGUUUCUAUUUGUUAAAAUGGCUUGACCCUCAGACCUUACUCACAUGUUGCCUCGUCUCUAAGCAAUGGAACAAGGUCAUAAGUGCCUGUUUGGAGGUGUGGCAGGCGGCCUGUAGGAACCUAGGUUGGCAGAUCGAUGACUCUGUUCAAGAUGCUUUGCACUGGAAAAAGGUGUACUUGAAGGCUAUAUUAAGGAUGAAGCAGUUGGAGGAUCAUGAAGCCUUUGAGACCUCCUCCUUGAUUGGACACAGUGCCAGGGUGUAUGCACUUUACUAUAAAGAUGGACUCCUUUGUACAGGUUCAGAUGACUUGUCGGCCAAGCUGUGGGAUGUGAGCACGGGGCAAUGCAUCUAUGGCAUCCAGACCCACACGUGUGCAGCGGUCAAGUUUGAUGAGCAGAAGCUGGUCACGGGCUCGUUCGAUAACACAGUGGCCUGCUGGGAAUGGAGCUCAGGAGCCAAGACCCAACAUUUCCGAGGCCACACGGGGGCAGUUUUCAGCGUGGAUUACAAUGAUGACCUGGAUAUCCUGGUCAGUGGCUCAGCAGAUUUCACUGUGAAAGUGUGGGCCUUAUCAACAAGCAUCUGUCUCAACACAUUGACUGGACACACAGAGUGGGUCACAAAGGUGGUCUUACAAGAGUGCAAAGUCAAAUCCCUCAUGCACAGUCCUGGGGAUUACAUUCUUUUAAGUGCAGAUAAGUAUGAAAUCAAGAUCUGGCCAAUUGGAAGAGAAAUCAACUGCAAAUGCUUAAAAACCCUGACGGUUUCAGAAGACCGGAGUAUCUCCUUGCAGCCUCGGCUUCACUUUGAUGGGAAAUAUAUUGUGUGCAGCUCGGCCAUUGGGUUGUACCAGUGGGACUUUGCCAGCUACGAUAUUCUCAGGGUUAUCAAACCACCUGAGUUUGCAAAUUUGUCCUUGCUGGGUUUUGGUGACAUUUUUGCCCUCCUGUUUGAUAACCACUACCUGUACAUAAUGGACUUGAGGACAGAAAAACUGAUCAGCCGUUGGCCGCUGCCGGAAUACAGGAAGUCGAAGAGGGGUUCAAGCUUCUUGGCAGGAGAAAUGUCUUGGCUCGAUGGUUUGGACGGUCAGAAUGACAUGGGCUUGGUGUUUGCAACCAGCAUGCCUGACCACAGUAUCCACCUGGUCUUGUGGAAGGAACAUGGCUGAAUAGAGCCAACGGAAUCUGGAAUGUGGGUUUUUAUAUAUAUACAUAUUAAAAAAAAAAAAAACAGAAUGGAGACUGCCAGCAAUGAAUCAAAUGGAGGAUGUUUUGCAUGAACCAAAGUUACACAAGGUUUCAUCCUGCAACGCACAAUCAUUUUUACCAUUUAGUUUUCAAUGCCAUUUUCGAGAGAGGGGAGGUGGGGAAGAGGAGCCAACGGGGCACAACAGAAAUGCCUAUUCAUUUCCUUCUUUUUCUCAGAAUGAAGGUAUCAUAGCAUCUUGACUGUUCCCAACAUUGGCUCAUAUAUAUUCAAGUUCAAAUAUACCCAUUUGAACCUAUUUCUUGACUGGUUUUAGCUUUCUUGGGGGUUGGGGAAAAAAACCUAUUCAAUGCAAGCAUAUGGGAUUGCAUUUCUUCCUCCCCUUGCUGUUUGGAGAAAAAAGGAAGUUGUUAACUUGAAUUUGCUUGUUUAAAAAUCAUCUGAUUCACAGCCAUUAUGUAAGACUUGAUUACUCCUAAAAGGAAUGCUGGGUAAUCAAUUUCUAUAGGGUGGUAUUACAUUUCUUUCUGUUUCUCUCUCUCACACUCAGACAUGUAUGAACAGAAUGUCUGGGAGAAUCCUUCAGCUUUGUUCACUCCUCUGUGUAUGAAGAUUUAAACUAGGGCAUUCUGUGGAGAGCAGGAAAUAAAGCAUUUUCCUCAGAAGAGUUGCUUGUCAGAUCAAGGAAGUUCUUAGAAAGGGUUAAGCUGAUAGCCUUUUAACUCCAGCACUUUGUGAACAGAAGAGUUAAGAGGUUGGUGGUAUCUCCAGUGACAGGAGAACAAUGGAUGCUGUUUAUAGUGUAGUCCAAAAUUUGAUGGGGCUGUCCUCUUGGAAUUUUCUUCAGAAAGAGAAGAUUGAUGUUGAAGUCAGAAAGAGCAAGACGACUACAGGUUGGUGAAAGGAAGCUGGCAUGAGGAUAGAUUAGAAGGAAGAUUCUGAAACCCAACUACAGAUGCCCCAAAGUGACUUGGUGUGUCAAGUUAAAAGCUGUUACCUUAACCCUUCAAACAAAGUAAAGCAACAUCUAUUGUUUUGUGAACAUUUCUUAAUCUGUUUCCAGCCUAAAGCCAAUGCUGAGCAUACGCUGGAUUCUUAAGUGAAGGAAUUUCAGAUUUAAGAGUGGAAGAUGGUUCUGUGCUGUCCUUUUCUUGGAGGUGAGCUGGAGCAGAAGCCACAGCCUUCUCCCAGCAUGUGCUAAUAAAAGUUUACAUGACAAUAUUAAUAAAAACAUCUGCCUGGUUCA
Messenger RNA from Python bivittatus (Burmese python), 3159 nucleotides. The record is from RefSeq and is a predicted model, not a curated record. Lineage: Eukaryota; Metazoa; Chordata; Lepidosauria; Squamata; Pythonidae.